This is a messenger RNA of Hyaena hyaena (striped hyena), 2695 nucleotides long. RefSeq names its product transmembrane protein 238 like (gene TMEM238L). The record is from RefSeq and is a predicted model, not a curated record. Bases 1 to 240 code for a protein of 79 amino acids. Lineage: Eukaryota; Metazoa; Chordata; Mammalia; Carnivora; Hyaenidae. The transcript is spliced from 2 exons.
AUGCUCCUGGGCAGGCGCUGGGGAAGAUGCAGCCUGGGGCGCUGUGUGCUCUUCGUGGCGCUGGCCCUGCUGUUCGACGCCGUGGGCCUGGUCCUUCUGCUGCUGGGCAUCUUCGCCUCCCUCGACUACUGGGACUUCUUGGUCUACACGGGGGCCCUGAUCCUGGUGCUCAGCCUGCUGUUCUGGAUCACCUGGUAUUCCCUCAACAUCGAGGUACCUCUUGAAAAACUGGACUUGUAGGUUGGCCGUGGGCACAGGAGGAGGGGCGCGGGCUCCACGGGCGGCUGACUGUGAACCUGGGGCUGUCGCGUGUUGCCACUCCCACCCAGAAUGCCCCAAAGGGGAGCAGGUCCCGUCUGACCUGUGAGCAUCAAAGCCCGGGGAAGAAGCUCUCUCUUUGCCGCACACGCAAGCGCCUUUACUAAGUAUCCAGGAGGAGCCAGAGGCUUGCAGCGCCCACUAGGACGCCCACAAGUGGCAUGAAUGCCAGGCUUCUGGAAGGUUCCAGCGUCUGCCAAGAGUCCAGCGUCCCCGCUGGCCCCCCAGCCUCUCUGGGACGGCCCCAGAAGACUUCAAGUUCUCCAACGGGGGCUCUGAUGGGAGCAGCCUGGCUGUGGGGCUCAGAUGCCCACUCCUGUCAAGGCCCCGUUACAGACAAACAGCCGGAACGGCGCACGGGAGCCCACACGGGGCCUCCUGCAACCACACGCAGGCUGUAGGGCUGCUGCGUGGCCAGGCCGUGUGAGCCCUGACGGCCCGCCUCACCCACCCCUCGGGAUGGUGCGGGUGGACCGUCUUAUAUUCUAAGACGCCGGCUGCAAAAAGCAAGGCGCAGCUGAUGCCGUGUGAUGUGCAAGAGACACCGUCCUCAGUGCCGGACACGGUUUACCAUGAACACAGCCCCUCCAUUUGUAUUUGCACAGCCGGGCUGCCCGGGUGACUCAUAUUGAGCUCCCGGUCCACUGAGCCGUCCUCCAGGCCCCCAGGCGGUAUUCUGACAAAGCAAGAGAGGUCUGUGCAGUGCUGUCCCUGCGCUAUUCAUUCCUCGAUCCGAAGAGCAGGACUCUGUUUUUAUCUUAACGCAGCUGCUUCCAGUCAAACACAGCCCUGGCUAGGAGGCUAGUCAGACGUGCGCCUGACCCCAGGGCUCGACCUGCAUAAGUAAUUUAUGUUUCCCGUGGUCUAAUUUUGUACUUUUUAUUUAUAUUUCACCCUCAGAAGUGUAAGUUGUCCCCUAGAAGCUGCCUCAGAUGUUCUGUGCCACGCGGUAGGAACCUGCCUGUAGAAGUAGGUUUGACUUUUGACCUUCCGCUUUUAACGGGACACGCCGUAUUUCGGAGCAUGCGUGCUCCUGUAAGAAUCCUCAAUCCCCCUCAGCUUUACAGCAUCUUUGCUCAAAAGUUUAACCUGGUUCUGUGCAAGCCCUGGAAGUUGACGUUGGGCACAGCACCGUGGAUGGAGACAGUGGCUGGGCUGUCCUGACACCAUGGAAUCUUCCAGAAGCUCCGUGCUUGGCCACCAACCUGGCCUCUCAGAAUUAGGCUGGACUCGGAAACCAUCAUGAAGGAAUGUUCCAGACAGGCCAUUAAGAAGAAAGAUUCUCCUCCUACUCCGGAAGAUUCCUUGACCAUCUGCAUGUGUAAUCCCACUUCUUUGUGUUUCUGACCUGACUCCACAUAAGCGAGGAAGCACUUUGUCUAACGCUAGUGCAGAAGGAAAAGUCUCACAUGGAAAAGUCUCACGUGAUGCACAUCACCCCGAACAGCUCCUUAGUAAGACACCGUUGGAGGCCCCGUUAACUUCCUUUCCUUGUUUUUUUAUUCUAGAAACAGAAGCGGUUUCCCUUCCUUCCCUUGGAGCCCAAUGCAAUCGCUGGCUUUCAUUUGCGUUGAGUCAGGCAAAUCCUGAAAGAGCAGGAUCGCGCUUGGCCCAGAGCGCAUGUUCUCAGCAUCUGAGGGGCCGGAGGAACGGAGAUGGGCUUAGCAGCCGCCUCACAUCGCGCCCACUCCAGGGACCUACCCGGGUAUUGGCACUUUCUCCACACUCACCUUUGCACCUCUGCUAGCGGGCAAUUUAGAAGCAUGCUGGAUGGUUCUCCAUGUAAGUGCGGCUGCUCAACUCCUGAGCCGUCUCCCAAAUUAGAGGGGGCGGGCAGCGUGUGACCCCCGCUUCGGAGAGUGAGUGCGGAGUAAGGCUGUGAUUAGAGCUGUAGCAGGUGCCCUGAAUGAAAGUACAGCUGGCUACCCGCUGGCCCUGGCAUCAGCCCCCCAGGAGAAAAGGGAAGGCCACGUCGGAGGGCGUCAACCAUCGGGGACCCUAAGAAGAGCCAGAAUGGAGAAGGCACAACUGGGCAAUGCAUGUGGGGGGGGUGGACAGCAACCCUGGUCUGCCAUGGAGUAUGUGCCAGGACGAUGCUCGGGGACCCGUUAGGGCGCAGAAUCAGGAGACAGGAGAACAGAACCCAAUCUCAGAGAGCAUGGGAGCAGCACUUAAAGUAUUCGUGGGGGAUCUUGGUGAAGAGGAGGUCUGGGGGGAGGCCCGAGGCUCUGUAUUUCUAACAAGCUCUCAGGCGAUGCAACGGCUGCUGAUCCAGGGGACACACAGAACAAAAAUGGGGGCCCCUCGGGCGGCUCCGUCGGUUAAGCAUCUGACUCUUGGUUUUGGCUCAGGUCAGGAUCCCAUAGUUCGUGAGUUC